Myotis myotis is the source of this 2723-nucleotide messenger RNA. It is a transcript of the gene ALDH6A1, whose product is annotated as aldehyde dehydrogenase 6 family member A1. Lineage: Eukaryota; Metazoa; Chordata; Mammalia; Chiroptera; Vespertilionidae. The transcript has 12 exons. Gene Ontology annotation, molecular function: malonate-semialdehyde dehydrogenase (acetylating, [NAD(P)+]) activity; methylmalonate-semialdehyde dehydrogenase (acylating, NAD+) activity. The record is from RefSeq and is a predicted model, not a curated record. The coding region runs from base 421 to 1794 and encodes 457 amino acids. Gene Ontology annotation, cellular component: mitochondrion. Gene Ontology annotation, biological process: thymine catabolic process; L-valine catabolic process.
AGGAAACAGAAACCAUAAAGUGAGAACUUCCUCAACUUCCUACUAGCAAACCUACAGAACUGAUCCAAAGUGAUGGCUAAGUAGAGAAGAAAGUAGGAAUGAAUCAAGCAAGGGAAUGAAGAAAUUUCAGGCAAGAAGCAGCAGCCUGUGCAAGAACAAAGAGAGCUCAAACUAUGUUCCAAAUGGCAGGAACAUAGCACAGAGGAACCUAUGAAACUAGAGAAGUAAAGAUACUAUGUUUCUUCCAAGGUGAACUCCACUUGGUAUUCAGCAUCCUCCUCCUUCUCUUCUUCAGUGCCAACUGUAAAGCUCUUCAUUGAUGGGAAAUUUGUUGAAUCCAAAAGUGACAAAUGGAUCGACAUCCACAACCCAGCCACCAAUGAGGUCAUUGGUCGGGCCCCUCAGGCCACCAAGGCUGAAAUGGAUGCAGCUGUUGCCUCCUGCAAACGUUCUUUUCCCGCAUGGGCAGACACUUCAGUAUUAAGCCGUCAGCAGGUUCUGCUUCGCUAUCAACAACUUAUUAAAGAAAACUUGAAAGAAAUUGCCAGGUUAAUCACUCUGGAACAAGGGAAGACCCUAGCGGAUGCUGAAGGAGAUGUGUUUCGAGGCCUUCAGGUGGUUGAGCAUGCCUGCAGUGUGACAUCCCUCCUGCUGGGAGAGACCAUGCCAUCCAUCACCAAAGACAUGGACCUUUAUUCCUACCGUCUGCCUCUGGGGGUGUGUGCAGGCAUUGCUCCAUUCAAUUUUCCUGCCAUGAUCCCCCUUUGGAUGUUUCCCAUGGCCAUGGUGUGUGGAAAUACCUUCCUAAUGAAGCCAUCAGAGCGAGUCCCUGGAGCAACUAUGCUUCUUGCUAAGUUGCUUCAGGACUCUGGUGCCCCUGAUGGAACACUGAACAUCAUCCAUGGACAACAUGAAGCUGUGAACUUCAUUUGUGAUCAUCCGGAUAUCAAAGCAAUCAGCUUUGUGGGAUCCAACCAGGCAGGAGAGUACAUCUUCGAGAGAGGGUCAAGACAUGGCAAGAGAGUUCAAGCCAAUAUGGGAGCCAAGAACCAUGGGGUAGUCAUGCCAGAUGCCAAUAAGGAAAAUACACUGAACCAGUUGGUUGGGGCAGCAUUUGGAGCUGCUGGUCAGCGCUGCAUGGCUCUUUCAACAGCGAUCCUUGUGGGAGAAGCUAAGAAGUGGCUGCCAGAGCUGGUGGAGCGUGCCAAAAACCUGAGAGUCAACGCAGGAGACCAGCCUGGAGCUGAUCUUGGCCCUCUGAUCACACCCCAGGCCAAAGAGCGAGUCUGUAAUCUGAUUGAUAGUGGAACAAAGGAGGGAGCCUCCAUCCUUCUAGAUGGUCGAAAUAUUAAAGUCAAAGGCUAUGAAAAUGGCAACUUUGUUGGACCAACCAUCAUCUCAAAUGUCAAGCCAAAUAUGACUUGUUACAAAGAGGAGAUUUUUGGUCCAGUUCUUGUGGUUCUGGAGACAGAUACUUUGGAUGAAGCCAUCAAGAUUGUAAAUGAUAACCCAUAUGGAAAUGGAACUGCCAUCUUCACCACCAAUGGAGCCACCGCUAGGAAAUAUUCCCACUUGGUGGAUGUUGGACAGGUGGGUGUGAAUGUCCCCAUUCCAGUGCCUUUACCAAUGUUCUCAUUCACUGGCUCUCGAUCUUCCUUCAGGGGAGACACCAAUUUCUAUGGCAAACAGGGCAUCCAAUUCUACACUCAGCUAAAGACCAUCACUUCUCAGUGGAAAGAAGAAGAUGCUACUCUUUCCUCACCUGCUGUGGUCAUGCCUACCAUGGGCCGUUAGAAUGAGUUGUUCCAGACUCAGUCCAUCCUGAGUCAUCUCCCUUUAUUCUUGACCACCUUCAUUUGCCAACUUUGCUCAGAUCAGAUCCCUGAGAAUGGAAUACCUUGUAACUAAAUCUUUCUCAGGACCAUUAGCCCCUGCACAGUUGCUAUAGAGAGACUCCUGGUGUAAAUCUGAAACCGGAUUUACUUACUCUUCAUACUUCUCUUUUUGAGGUAACUGUUGUUAACUGUGAAAUGUUAAUCUGAAGGAGAGCUUAGAGCUGUUUUCUAAAAAUUCUUCCCUCUUCUGAUAACUUGAAGGGAAGAUUAGUGUUUGUAAAGAUCAUCCAUAAUUCACCCUUUGGUUGACCUUCAAAUAGCCCUACAUAAUUGCCAGUGGGGGAUACACCACUGCCAGGCUUUCCUGAGCCUAUCAUCCCAUACUACACAAGAUAUAGUCCAUUUCUACUUAUCCCACAGUUGUGACAACUAUUUCCUUCUUUUUGCUGAAUGCCACUUUGUCCUAGUGAUUCAUGACCACUAAAUUCUAUCAUCACCUCUGUCCUGCUUCUUCAAAUAAUUUUUCAAAGAUACCUCAGUAUGCAUUGGAUAAAUCUCCAUUUUGUAGUGUGUGCCAAAUGUUAAAGUUUAGGGUUUGCUUCAACAAUCAUUAAUUAACAAUUCAGUUAUUAACUCAGAUGCCAAUAGGUUUUUUGUUUGUUUCUAGACCCAGAUAUCAAAGGGAGUUUGCCUUAAGCAAGUCUAGCCUGAUUAUACUUUUUAAUGAAACAACCCUUAAUAUAGAAUAACUGACUAGGGUCUAAGACAUUUUUAAAGCUUUUCAUGACAUAAAGUAGUAAAAAAGAAAUGCUUUGCCCUGCCUGAUGCAGCUCGGUUGGUUGGAGCAUCAUCCUGUGCACCAAAAGGUCGUGGGUUUGAAUCCUGGUC